Molecule: messenger RNA, 2394 nt
Organism: Misgurnus anguillicaudatus (oriental weatherfish)
Lineage: Eukaryota; Metazoa; Chordata; Actinopteri; Cypriniformes; Cobitidae
Source: RefSeq, a predicted model, not a curated record
GGAAAAAGGCUAUUUUCAAGUACGACAGAAAAUAAUUGUGUUGUGCGGUGUUGUAUUGUAUGCUUUAUAAACACUUUAUAAAUUGGAUUUAAAAACGCUUGAUCGCCAAAGUGACACGCGAUGGCGCCAGAGAAGCGCUCUUUCUUUCCUUCCUAUGACGUCACAACUAUCAAAAAAUUCUGCGUGUAUGUGACGUUUGGUGACGGGUAUUUAUGACCUUAAUUUGUUUAAUCCAAGCCCUGUUAUGUAGCCUUUCAGCAUUCAUCUGUUGAUCUCAUAUGAAAGAAAGAACAUCUUGAGAGAUGAAACCGGAAGUGUCAGCUGCUGUUUCAUUCAUCAGCAGUUUAAUGGGAGUCAAAAGCUCUCUAUCUGAAAAUCAACUGCAUCUCUUCACUCAAACACUUAGUGAUCUUUUAAUAGAGCACUAUCAGCAUCACUGGUUUCCUCAUGCACCCUUCAGAGGCUCUGGCUACAGAUGUUUGCGAAUCAACCAUAAAAUGGACCCACUUAUAGGCAAAGCAGGAAUUGCUAUUGGACUUAGACAAGAGCAGCUUUUCUCAUUGCUCCCCAAAGAACUGACACUGUGGGUGGACCCAUACGAGGUGUCCUAUCGAAUCGGUGAAGACGGAUCCACUUGCGUUCUCCACAAGUUCCAGCCGCAGUGUCCUAAAAGUGUCACAUCAGCAGAUAUAUCAUCCAGCAGGAGGAAGAAACUGAAAACCAGACGAUAUAAUCGACAGGGACGCAAUAGAUACUGAAACUCUCACUUUGAUGUAAAUGCAAAGAACAUUAAAUGAGUAACUGAAUAGAAAUAUGUGCUAUGUUCACUUACCUUGUAAUCCCAAAUUUCUCUUUAGCACAGUUCUCCCAAAAAGCUUUAAAUGUAUUGACUUUUUUCCUCUUUGAUGUACCCUGGUUGAUGUUAGCUGAGCUACAUGGACACUUGUAUAGAUAUUUAUCUUAAAGGAUGACAUUUAUCAGACAUGUAUAUAGCUCAACUAUUUGAAAUAAAAGCUUGAAAGGUUCACUCACAUCUGUUCAGAGGGUCACACGCUUUGUUAUGCAUCAGGUUGGUACAGUAUAGCUGCAGGCAAUCCGGACAUUGCAGAAAAGAUGUGUUUCAUAAAAUAAUAAUGUUUCCCUCUCUAGCUUUUCCUUUUUUUAUAUGUAAUAUUUUCCCAUUUCCCCAUCAGAUAAAGCAACAGGAUUUGAGGGGAGGACUAGGAAAAAUUGCCUGAACAGAUGUCACCAUUGGAUUAUGAUCCUAGGUUUAAUAUAUGUCUUAAAAUUAGACAAUCUCAAGAUGUCAUAACAAGCAGCUCUCCAAAAGUACUCUGAAGUAGAAUUCAGUGUGGCGAUGGCUUCCUCUGUUAAAUCCGUUGGGAAAAAUAAAGAGGACGAGGAUAUAACAAGUCAAAUAAUGUUUGACAGUUAGGUGUUCGAUAUCAAGUGCUUUGUCACAAAUUUUCCAUUAAAGAGUAUUUUAUUUUCUCUUAGGCUUAAUCAGAAACAGGAACACGGAAUUUUCUUCCUUCAAAUCAGUCCCAUGAUAUCUAAAAAACAAACACAGCUGCGUUGCUUUGCUUAUAAUAAUAAUGCAUUGCUGCAUUGUUAACAAAAAGAGCUUUUUGAGACCAUAUAGAGAUUGUAUUCAUAAUCUGCUGUUUUCAUGAGCAUAACCUUACCUUUGUGGAUUGCUUUUUUGCAAGUUUAAAAUGCUCUGUCCAAGAUUCCUGAACUAAUAAUUUCCCGUUGAACUGGCAAGCAUCGUACAUUUUUCCAAAUCACAAUGUUCCUUGAAAAUGUCACAAAAACAUUUACAUAAUUACUAGAGAAAAACAAGUCUUACUAGAUAGCUAUUGGCAGCUGAUGCUUAGUCACAAGGCAGCAAAUAUAUCUAUUUCUUUUAGUCUCAUAUUUUUCCUCAUAUGUCACUGCAAGUUGUUUUUAUUCUGCACAUUUCCAAACGUGUGCAUGUGGAAAGAAUUCAGCCAUUGUGUUAAAUACUUAAAAUCGUAUAGUUUAUUUUUAAAAAGAAAGGUUAUUGUGUUAUAUGGUGAACUUAAAUUUAAACAGCACACAGUGGGUUAAGACCAUGCACUUUCUUUCAUGACUUGUUUUGUAAUGGUUCACCCCAGAGAAGCACUUAAAAGUUCUCGAUUUGUCUGUUCUUCCACACUGCUCUGCCCCUCUCUCCACUUCACACAGUGGUCAAGGGCGACAACCGUUUCUCCUCACAAGAUGAUGUAUCUGAGGAUUCUGCUGUUUUUCUUUAAUGUGACAUGGAUGUUUUGUGAGACGGCAAGAAAUGAUAAAGUGGUGCUUAAAAACAGAGAUGAUCAUGAAGAAUUAGUCUUAGAGAAAAACACUUUCAUGGAGCAAAGGAAACCAAAG